CACGAUUGGAUUACUCUCAUCGGUAUUCAGAAAAGACCGGAAUGCCUUUGGAUAGAACAGAAGCCAAAUCUGAAGAAAAACUUUUCCGAACGCCAUCUCCGAAGAAAGCUAGGGUAGAAUUAAAAAGAAGCGCAACCCGAAGCGACGUGGACUUCCAUGAUGUUGAAGAGGAUAUGGGAGAAGGUACGGAAGAGGGUAUCAAUGAAUAUACGGGAGACGGUACGGAGGAAGGUGCAGAAGAAGAUGUAGGAGAAGGUAUCGAAGAGCGUGUGAAUGAAGGCAUGGAAGAGAGUGUGGAAGAAGAUAUGAAUGGCCAUUAUGAAGAAGAUAUGAAUGACGAUUUUGAAGAAGAUUUGAAUGGCCAUUCGGAAGAAGAUUUGAAUAGCCAUUUUGAAGAAGGUGUGAAUGGCCAUGUGGAAGAAGGCAUGAAUGGACAUUACGAAGAAGGCGUAAACGGGAGUAUGAAUUUCCGCAUCGGAGAACGUAUGCAAGAUGAUGAGGAUAACGAUUUGCAAGAAACAACAACCAAUCUUCAGAAGUAUCCCAAUCUUGACGAGCAGGAAUCCAUAG
Molecule: messenger RNA, 570 nt
Organism: Meira miltonrushii
Lineage: Eukaryota; Fungi; Basidiomycota; Exobasidiomycetes; Exobasidiales; Brachybasidiaceae
Exons: 1
Source: RefSeq, a predicted model, not a curated record